UAUCCAAUUAGCUUGCAUGAAAUAAUGUACAAUAUUUCCACUGCAUUAUUUCCUCGGUCUACACCGGCGGCGAUUGGGCGGCGCCGCCUCUUCUGUGAAUCCCUUUGCUCAAUUUCAUCCUCUUCCUGGUGGAAUACCAACAAAACUAGCGGUUUCAGAAGCCCGAAACUCAAGCCAAUGGCUUCAAUUUCCACCGAGGCAGAAGAAAAGCAAAAGCCCUGGCUCCUCGUCGGCCUCGGUAACCCUGGAAAUCGUUACAGCCGCACUCGCCACAAUGUGGGCUUUGAGUUGGUUGAUUUUAUAGCUGAAGCAGAGGGGAUUGCUAUGAGUACUGUCUCCUUCAAAUCUGCUUUUGGAAAAGGUUUCAUUUGUGAUGUCCCUGUUAUGCUUGCUAAACCACAGACCUUUAUGAAUGCUAGUGGUGAGUCUGUUGGUGCUAUUGUUUCAUAUUAUAAGAUCCCACUGAAGCAAGUUCUUGUGAUGUUUGAUGACAUGGAUCUGCCUUUUGCAAAGUUGAGACUAUUACCCAAAGGUGGACAUGGAGGACAUAAUGGGAUGAGAAGUAUUAUAAAUCACUUGAAAGGUAGUCGUGAUUUCCCACGCUUACGAAUAGGCAUUGGGAGGCCUCCAGGAAAAAUGGACCCUGCAAGUUUUGUUCUCCGACCUUUCAACAAAGAAGAACAGCAAGAGUUGGAUUUCACAUUCCAAAAUGGCUUAGAAGCGAUUCGAAUCCUUGUGCAAGACAACUUUGAUAAAAGUGCGACCUUCGUAAACAGUGCCAAACCGCUUCAAAUGUUGUAGCCGGUCUUCGUAAUUUACAUCAUGACGUUACAUAGGAACCUGAUCAAUGGAAGCAAUUGCAAAUGCCGUACGAAGUUAGGCACUCGUAUUGAUUUGGUAAUUUUUUUUAAAUUAGUUCAUAUUUUUCAACUUAUGAAUAUAGAGAAAUCUCUUAUUAUUGUUCUGCAUUGUUGCUUAUACUAAUAUCUCCAGGUAAUUGACAUAUUUUUUUUUUGUAGCUUAUAAUAUGUCUUCAAUUCAAAGUUUUCAUUUUGUGGAGGUAUUCAUACUGACAUUGGAAACUACAGAGUUGUAGCAAAUUAAGAAUUUUCACCAGUAAUCCUUAGUUGACUGUUCCUUUUUUGUAACAUUGUAAGGCGAUUUAAUUGUUUAGGUCUAACUUGUUUCUUGUUGGAAAUCAUUGGCAAGGAGGGAUACAAAUGAGAAAAGUGCUUCUCUGACUAUAUAUUAAGUAAGAACUCAUAGUUAUUGAGGGUUAGUGUUUUUACAUAAUUUUGUACGUCAAGUCCAACUGGGACAAGUAGGUUGAAAGUUAAAUUAAAUUGC
Sesamum indicum (sesame) is the source of this 1347-nucleotide messenger RNA. Its product is annotated as Peptidyl-tRNA hydrolase family protein. Lineage: Eukaryota; Viridiplantae; Streptophyta; Magnoliopsida; Lamiales; Pedaliaceae. The record is from RefSeq and is a predicted model, not a curated record. Gene Ontology annotation, molecular function: peptidyl-tRNA hydrolase activity.